This is a messenger RNA of Notothenia coriiceps (black rockcod), 2343 nucleotides long. It is a transcript of the gene ddx18, whose product is annotated as DEAD (Asp-Glu-Ala-Asp) box polypeptide 18. The transcript is spliced from 14 exons. Gene Ontology annotation, molecular function: RNA helicase activity; ATP binding; nucleic acid binding. Bases 39 to 2045 code for a protein of 668 amino acids. The record is from RefSeq and is a predicted model, not a curated record. NCBI's taxonomy places the organism in Eukaryota, Metazoa, Chordata, Actinopteri, Perciformes, Nototheniidae.
CCGCACACAUAUUACACACGUGUGCAUGCACAGCAGCCAUGGCGGACUUACAGAUGAAGCUGCUCCGCAAGAAAAUCCAGAAGAGAAGUGAUAAAGACAAAGAGCGCAAACUGUUGAAAACGCAGGCAGAAGACAAAGAGACCGCAAAUGGGUUGGAAACAGAACCCGAAGCUGCUUGUAAGCCUGACGACAAACCCAAGAAACCCCAGCAGAAACAGAAAGAGGGGACCCCCACUGAAGACGCUACUGCGAAGAAAAAGACCAAGAAUAAGAGAAAGCUCGUGGACACUUCUGGAUCACCAGUUGAGAAGAAAACCAAAACGGUGACGGAAGCAGACGAUGAAGAGGACGAUGAAGAGGAGGACGAUGAAGAGCUGGAGACUAGAGCAGCAUUAGCAGAUGGAGAACAGGAUGCAGACAAACCAGAGGAAGCUGCAGAUGAUGAUGAUGAUGAGAGCGGAGAGGAAGAUGAGGACAACAAAUCUGGAGAGGAAGAUGAUGAAGAGGAAGAUCAACCUGAAUUACCAUCCGGCUUAACGGGAGCGUUUGAGGACACAGCCUUUACCUCUCUGUCUGAGCUGGUGAGUGACAACACGCUGAAAGCAGUGAAGGAGAUGGGCUUUGAACACAUGACUGAGAUCCAGCACAAAAGUAUUCGCCCCUUGCUGGAGGGAAGGGAUGUCCUGGCGGCCGCCAAGACAGGAAGUGGUAAGACCCUGGCCUUCCUCAUCCCUUCAAUAGAGCUCAUCUACAAACUCAAGUUCAUGCCCAGGAACGGCACAGGAGUGGUGAUCCUCACGCCCACACGCGAGUUGGCGAUGCAGACCUAUGGUGUGCUGAAGGAGCUGAUCCAGCAUCACGUGCACACCUUCGGGCUGAUCAUGGGGGGCAGCAACCGCUCCGCUGAGGCCCAGAGGCUCGCCAACGGGGUCAACAUCGUGGUGGCCACACCGGGCCGACUGCUAGACCACCUGCAGAACACGCCCGGAUUCAUGUACAAGAACCUGCAGUGUCUCAUCAUUGAUGAGGCCGACCGGAUCCUAGAGGUGGGCUUCGAGGAGGAGCUGAAGCAGAUCAUCAAACUGCUGCCAAAGAAAAGACAGACCAUGCUGUUUUCAGCCACGCAGACCCGGAAGGUGGAGGACCUGGCCCGUAUCUCCCUGAAGAAGGAGCCGCUGUACGUGGGCGUGGAUGACAACAAAGACAACGCCACAGUGGACGGCCUGGAGCAGGGUUAUGUGGUGUGCCCGUCAGAGAAGCGCUUCCUGCUGCUCUUCACCUUCCUGAAGAAGAACCGCAAGAAGAAGCUCAUGGUCUUCUUCUCCUCCUGCAUGUCUGUGAAGUUCCACUACGAACUUCUCAACUACAUCGACCUACCUGUCAUGGCCAUCCAUGGCAAGCAGAAGCAGACCAAACGUACCACCACCUUCUUCCAGUUCUGCAACGCUGACUCAGGCAUCCUGCUGUGUACUGACGUAGCUGCCAGAGGACUGGACAUCCCCGAGGUGGACUGGAUCGUCCAGUACGACCCCCCAGAUGACCCCAAGGAGUACAUCCAUAGGGUGGGCCGGACAGCCAGAGGCAUCAACGGCAAGGGCCACGCGCUGCUGAUCCUCCGCCCCGAGGAGCUUGGCUUCCUGCGCUUCCUGAAGCAGGCCAAGGUCCCAUUGAGUGAGUUUGACUUUUCUUGGGCUAAAAUCUCUGACAUCCAGUCCCAGCUGGAGAAGCUGAUAGAGAAGAACUACUACCUUCACAAGUCAGCGCAGGAGGCCUACAAGUCGUACGUGAGAGCUUACGACUCCCACUCGCUCAAACAGAUCUACAGCGUGAACACCCUGAACCUCCCCAUGGUGGCGCUGUCCUUCGGCUUCAAAGUACCUCCAUACGUCGAUCUGAACGUGCACGGUGGUAAAGGAGGAAAGCUGCAGAAGAGAGGCGGUGGAGGUGGCUUUGGAUACCAGAAGUCCAAAUUUGGGCAAAAGUCAAAAGUCUUUAAGCAUGUGAGCAAAGGAAAGGGGGGUGACAAGAGGCAGUUCUCCCGCUGAAGACCGAACAGUGAACUCCUGGACUGAUUCCUCCUCUGUGUAUUUAAAGAACCGCCUUUUUUAGUACAUGAACUUCCUGCUUUGUUAGGGAAGGCUCCGGCUUUCCUAUAUGUGUAAAUGUAUUGUGUAACUGUGAACAAACAUCAUCGGGGUGUGGUGUGUUAAAGCUGCAUUCCAAUGUGAACUUCCUGUUCCGGAAUAUUAAAUCUGUUGACUUUAAAUAUGUUAAGUUUGACUCGUAUCAUGUAGACUUUGCUCAUUACAAUGAACUAACCUGAAAUAAACCAUGAGGUGCUGA